This is a messenger RNA of Stegodyphus dumicola, 990 nucleotides long. RefSeq names its product histone H2B-like. Lineage: Eukaryota; Metazoa; Arthropoda; Arachnida; Araneae; Eresidae. The record is from RefSeq and is a predicted model, not a curated record.
AUGCCUCCUCAAGCAUCUGGGAAAGCUGUAAAGAAGGCCGGAAAGGCACAGAAAGCUGUCCGAGCUGGUGACAAGAAAAAGAGGAAGAAGCGCAGGAAGGAAUCUUUCGCUAUUUACAUCUACAAAGUUUUGAAACAAGUUCACCCUGACACUGGCAUCUCGAGUAAGGCUAUGUCUAUCAUGAAUUCAUUCGUUAAUGACAUCUUCGAAAGAAUUGCAGCUGAAUCUUCUCGCUUAGCUCAUUACAACAAGAGGAGUACUAUCACUAGCCGAGAAAUACAAACUGCAGUACGUCUAUUGUUGCCUGGUGAACUGGCAAAACAUGCUGUUUCGGAAGGAACCAAAGCUGUCACCAAGUACACCAGCUCUAAGUAAAUUUUCAAAGCUUUCCCCAUCAAAAAAGGCCCUUUUCAGGGCCAGAAUAUGAUAAAGGUUAGCUGUUACCUGCUUAUCCUUAAAUCACUCAUUGUUCAAUUUAUAAUUUCAUAUUGGCAUUUUUAAAAUUAAUUCACACUCUUUGCAAAAGAAAUUGAUCAUAUAUAUUUCAGCUCUACAAGUCAUCAUCUUUAUCCUCAUUGCUCUGCAUCCAAUUUCUUAUCUUCAAAAUGAGGAUCUAAUACACACACAAUAACCGAAUAAGGAAAAAUUGUACUUUAGCAGUUAGUCCCAGCUCACUUAUAUACACACUGCUUUCCGGAAAUCAGCCUUAAUACAUUUCAAUGCAGGUGGUUUUUCAUAAGUUUGCUAUUUAUCAAAAUGUAUGCAUAUCAGUGUCAUAGUUUUCAGGUGUACGUAUCACGAAUCGUUUCACUAGCUCAGUCACAGCCUUUCUCCGAGUAACUGGAACGAAAACAUUCAAUGGUAUGCAAAGCAUAGCAAGUGCUGGCGGGACAGGAAACUGGCUAGCCUGCCCAGACGGGACAGUGGUUAGCGAAGCUAACUGCCGGGCCGGAAGGCCCGGGUUCGAAUCCCAAAGGGGGGCAGGAAGGA